Molecule: messenger RNA, 661 nt
Organism: Helianthus annuus (common sunflower)
Lineage: Eukaryota; Viridiplantae; Streptophyta; Magnoliopsida; Asterales; Asteraceae
Product: paired amphipathic helix protein Sin3-like 1
Exons: 4
Coding region: 72-491 (139 amino acids)
Biological process (GO): negative regulation of transcription by RNA polymerase II
Cellular component (GO): histone deacetylase complex; chromatin
Molecular function (GO): transcription corepressor activity
Source: RefSeq, a predicted model, not a curated record
CUUACACACCCCACACUCACAAAUAUUCAACUUGUUUUGCGGGUGGGUUACUUGAGAGCUAGCCGCUAGAAAUGAAACGAUUGCAAGACGAUGCGAUUCAAAAACCUUUUGCUUCUUCCCCUGAAGAAUCGUAUGGCCCGCCCCUAGUCCCCGGCGGUGAAGCGUCGAGAAGGGUAGGAGGUGGUGGUGCUAGUAGCUCUCGGAAACUUACUACCGAUGAUGCUUUAGCAUACUUAAGGGAAGUUAAGGAGGUGUUUCGUGACCAAGAAGAAAAGUAUGAAGAGUUUCUUGGUUUUAUGAAAGACUAUCGAGCUCAAAGAAUUGAUACUCGUGGGGUGGUAGGAAGGGUGAAAGAGUUGUUUAAAGGGCACAAUCAUCUAAUUUCUGGGUUUAGCACUUUCUUGCCACAAGGUUAUGAGAUAGUUGUUACUGAUGACGAUGACGACAACGACGACGAUAACGAUACUAGUACCGGGGUGGUAGCAAAGUAGACUGCACUUAGAAGGACAUUUUCAAGUAUCAUAACUUGAAAUUUACAUGAAUGUUGUUUUAGUAUGUAUGUUAUAACUUCUAAGAAUGGUUUUAUGUUUAAGACUAUAACCAUGUUUUAAUGUUUAAGUGUUAUUAGUAUGUUACUAUGUUUGAGUUGUAGUUUUUUGGU